Xiphophorus couchianus (Monterrey platyfish) is the source of this 2494-nucleotide messenger RNA. RefSeq names its product neuronal pentraxin-1-like. Lineage: Eukaryota; Metazoa; Chordata; Actinopteri; Cyprinodontiformes; Poeciliidae. The coding region runs from base 102 to 1370 and encodes 422 amino acids. The record is from RefSeq and is a predicted model, not a curated record. The transcript is spliced from 5 exons.
CAGCAGCAGCGCCGCACAGUUUUGAGUGGACAGCUCCGCGGUGCUGAAACCUCUUUCUCUCUCUCUUAACACCCGUAGGCUUUCACUGAGGAGCGGUGGCCAUGGAGGGAUUCUCGUGGAAACUUUUUCUCCUCUCCUGCCUGUUUGCUGCAGAGGGCUCCGCGCAGGACUUUGGACAGACUCAGUUUAUUUGCACGUCAGUUCCCAAAGACGUGGACUUGUGCACCGCGGCGAUGCAGAACAGCGGACCGGCGGAAGACCUGAAGACCACAAUCAUUCAGCUGCGGGAGACCGUGCUGCAGCAGAAGGAGACCAUUGUGAACCAAAAGGAGACAAUCAAGGAGCUAACGUCCAAGCUGAGCCGCUGCGAGAGUCAGAGCCUCCCGGCGGCGGCGGGACCCGGGGGGAAGAGACCGGGGGGCAAGAACACCAUGGGGGAUGUAUCUCGGGGUACCGCAGACACUCUGGCGCAGCUGGGACAGACUUUACAGACGCUCAAACAGAGACUGGAGAAUCUGGAGCAAUACAGCCGAGGAAAUAACAGCGCGCAGGCGAACAGCCUGAAGGAUCUGCUGCAGAACAAGAUAGAUGACAUGGAGAAGCAGGUUCUGUCCCGGGUCAACAUUGAGGAAAGCAAGCCAGGACACAGGAACGAGAGCGACCAGAGGAACAAAGUGGAGACCACGCUCUCCUCUCUGCACGACCGGAUCUCCGACCUAGAGAAAGGCAAAGAGACCAGGCCAGCAGACAGGUUUCAGCUCACCUUCCCUCUUAGAACCAACUACAUGUAUGCCAAAGCCAAGAGGACUCUCCCAGAGAUGUACUCCUUUAGCGUGUGUCUGUGGAUCAAGUCCAGCGCCUCACCUGGCCUGGGGACGCCCUUUUCCUACGCGGUUCCAGGCCAAGCCAACGAGCUGGUGCUGAUCGAGUGGGGGAACAAUCCCAUGGAGUUCCUUAUCAACGACAAGGUUGCAAAACUGCCUUUCAACAUCAACGAUGGAAAAUGGCAUCACCUCUGCAUCACGUGGACCAUUCGCGACGGGAUAUGGGAGGCCUUCCAGGAUGGAGUGAAGCAGGGGCAUGGAGAGAAUCUGGCACCGUAUCACCCAAUCAAAGCAGAUGGAGUGCUGGUUCUGGGACAAGAGCAGGACUCGCUGGGUGGAGGCUUUGAUGCAACACAAGCAUAUGUUGGUGAACUCGCACACUUAAACAUCUGGAACAGGAAACUCUCAGCCACUGAAAUCGCCAACUUGGCAAAUUGCAACAGCAAAGCCUUUGUCGGUAAUGUCUUCUCCUGGACAGAGAGCAACAUUGAAAUAUUUGGCGGCGCCACCAAAUGGACCUUCGAGCCGUGCAGCUCAAUCAACUGAGUCGCAGCUUCUUGUUUCAGAAAAAAAAGGCCUCCGUGUAUUUCUGAGCUUUUGUCUUUCCUGUCCUCAUUUGACCUUUGUUUAGAGAGUAAUUGGUAAGCUUAAAUCUGGGAUUUAUGUCACUCUUAGGUAUUCCUGUGCAAAAACAGCAAAUCCAAACUUGAGAAGAGGGAGGAAAAAAAGAAAAUCUCAUUCCUCAAAAUUGGUAUCUGAUGUUUGUUUUUUUUCUUGGAUGUUCAGUUGAAAGCACACCUAAGCUUUUCGUUCUGGCUUAUUUUCGUCUUGGACUGGCAGCUGGCAAUCUGCGCCUUAUGUUUCGACGAUUCACAAUCCAAGUGAGGAAUUACGUAAUCAGUCCCAUCAGCCCUCCUUCCCUCCCUGUUUCCUCUGGCAGUGGGAGAUUAUGCUGCCCAUCCAAUUUUUGUCAGUGUUUGGCGCUGUGAAAUGAUGUCCGAUGCGGUACAGCUCCUAAUGACCCCCAGCCUCCUCUUCCUCGGCCCUCCAUCACUUAGCCCACCACCCAAACACUCCCACCCUACUGCCUCCCAACCCUCACACCCACUCCACCCUCCGGAACUUGCACUGUGACUGACAAAGAGGACACUGCAAAGGAGGAAGGACACUGCAAAAAGUCAGGCUGCGGGUAAAAGUCGAUUUGUAAUCAUUGUUUGCUUCAAUUUUUUCCCUGUAAGAAUGUCGUGAACUUGCCAACAUUGCUACAAAGCCUGGGUGCCUUGGGCUGGUACAAAUAUUCAGCACAUUUGGUAUGUUUUCAGUUGCAAAUUCAGUGUUUACUAGUUUGUGUUUUUCCUUUAUUUUUUUGUUUGUUUCUUGAGCUGGGUUAAGUUUCUUGUUCUCUCUCGUUGGUAAAUGUGAUUUACUUACAGUUUGUUAUCUGACAUGAUGUGUUUUGGCAGGUGUUUGUACUACUCUGUAUUAGGAAUGUUACAGUGUCUGUAUAGUAACAGCAUGACUGAAAGAGUGCUGUGAAAGCAUUGUUGAAAUCUGCUUUACUAUCCUCUCUGGGUCUGGGUUUUUUACUGUAUUGUUAUAUGCUCCAAGCAUGGCAAAACUGACAGAUGAAAAAUUUAAUUUUUGUAAUAAAAUUGUGAUACUAAAUGUCA